UUAAUGUAUAUAACUUGGCGCGACGGCGGCGCUACGUUUCAUUCAUUUGUGAAUUUCAACGUGUGAACUGUGAGUGGUGAAGUGCGUGAGAAAAGUGAAUAUUUUACAUAAUUUUGUUCAAGACUGCUAUUGGAUUUUGUUAUUAGAGCGAAUAAUAUAGGUGUAAGCAUUCAGAAAUGGGAAAGGAUUACUAUAAAAUUCUGGGAAUAUCGAAGGGAGCGAGCGAUGAUGAGAUAAAGAAAGCGUACCGUAAGCUAGCGCUCAAGUACCAUCCGGACAAGAACAAGAACCCCGGGGCCGAGGAGCGGUUCAAGGAGGUCGCGGAGGCCUACGAAGUGCUCUCGGACAAGAAGAAGAGAGAGAUCUACGACGCCCAUGGCGAGGAGGGUCUCAAGGGAGGAAUGGGAGCACAGAACGGGCCAGGAGGCGGCCAGUCAUUCUCCUACACGUUCCACGGCGACCCGAAGGCCACGUUCGCGCAGUUCUUCGGCUCCGCGAGCCCGUUCCAAGCGUUCUUCGACCUGAACGGCGGCGGCGGCGGCAAUUUCUUCGAGCGCGACAUGAUGGACGUGGACAUGGAUCCGUUUGCGACCAUGGGCAUGGGCGGGCACCGCCCCGGCGGGCCCGGCGGCGCCUUCCGCAGCCACAGCUUCAAUGUCCACGGCUCGCCGAGCCGGAAGGAGAAAACUCAAGAUCCGCCCAUCGAGCACGACCUGUACGUUUCCUUGGAAGACAUCGCCCGCGGCUGCGUGAAGAAGAUGAAGAUCUCCCGCCGCGUCGUCCAGCCGGAUGGCACGUCCAAGAAGGAAGACAAAGUGUUGACCAUCCACGUUAAACCUGGCUGGAAGGCCGGCACCAAGAUCACCUUCCAGAAAGAGGGUGACCAGGGCAGGAACAAGAUCCCUGCAGACAUUGUGUUCAUCAUCAGAGACAAGCCCAAUCCUCUGUUCAAGCGAGAAGGCAGUGACAUCAGACAUACAGCCAAGAUCUCACUCAAACAGGCUCUUUGCGGCACCAUCAUUGAAGUUCCAACCAUGUCCGGAGAGAAGCUAACAGUCAACCUACAAGGCGAGGUCGUCAAACCCCACACGGUGAAGAGGUUCCCGAACUACGGCCUACCGUUCCCCAAGGAGCCUACGCGGAAAGGAGAUCUGCUGGUGGCUUUCGACAUCAAGUUCCCCGACCGGUUAAGUCAAGGAGUGAAGGAGAUCCUAGCGGACACGCUUCCUAACUGAAUUGACUAGAAGAUUUCUCAUCGGUUCAGAUUUUAGUGUAUCUCGUGGACAGUGAAAUUGGGCAAUAGCUGUGCCUUAGCAGUUUCUAAGUGCCAACUUGAAAACGUCCACUUGUGUAUGCUCAAACAUCGUCAUAGGACAUUCCUGUGAAAUCUCUACUCACUAGGCAACAAUACUUGGACCAACUAUUUAUUGGUAGUCCGAGUGGUCAUUUAGAAAGUGUGUGUGGACGUCCUUUGUCCGUUCUAGUACAAAGUGGCGUAGUGACUGAUUUAAUUUACUUGUGUUUGUAUUUAAUUUACUUAGGUUGUAAAUAUUUUUUACUGUAAAUACCUGACAGUGAUUGUAAGUUGUAGGUUUAGUGGUAAAACUGCCUUGGUACUAGUACGUACAUUUGUAUCAUUUGUACUGAG
Messenger RNA from Cydia amplana, 1648 nucleotides. It is a transcript of the gene DnaJ-5, whose product is annotated as dnaJ protein homolog 1. The transcript has 3 exons. Gene Ontology annotation, molecular function: protein-folding chaperone binding. The coding region runs from base 177 to 1235 and encodes 352 amino acids. The record is from RefSeq and is a predicted model, not a curated record. NCBI's taxonomy places the organism in Eukaryota, Metazoa, Arthropoda, Insecta, Lepidoptera, Tortricidae. Gene Ontology annotation, cellular component: cytosol.